UCAUCCAACCUCUCAAUUACUAUCCUCUUGUCAAAGAAUCCACUGAUGACUAUACACUUUUAGAGUAUUUACAAGAUGAUAAUGCAGAAACUAGGCCAGCAUUCUUUAUGCCAGACAAUAAUGCUGGACCAGACCUGGUUUUCUUCAUCAAGUUUUCAAGUGGAAUUGAGAUUCCAGUGCUAGUCCAAGUCAAACUCAGAAAAGCAUUUCAUGAGACAGCUCAUGCCUUGGGCUCAAUUGAACCUGAAAAACUUUAUCAAAAUGCAAAUGGUGAGCUUCACAAAAAAGGUAUUGGUAUUUCAAACAUUAUGGUUAGCAAAUGUGUGAAUGGUACAAUUCUGCUUGUGAUUGCCUAUCCAUCUGAUGAGUCAGCAACACCACGAAUGCUGAAAGUGGAAAAUAAGGAUGACCCACAUAAUCGUGAAGCAAAACAUCUUGUUGGUUCAAUUGAUGCACGUAAUGCAAGUAAAGUUUUUACAGAACCUCAUUUGCAAAUUCUUAAUGCUCUGAAACGUUGUCAUGAAGAAGAUAAUUCUAAAAAAUUACAAAAAAGGCAGAAAAAGCAGAAUGCGAAUGAUUAA
This is a messenger RNA of Paraglomus occultum, 581 nucleotides long. Lineage: Eukaryota; Fungi; Glomeromycota; Glomeromycetes; Paraglomerales; Paraglomeraceae. The record is from the annotation of a GenBank genome assembly.